This is a messenger RNA of Aspergillus steynii IBT 23096, 695 nucleotides long. RefSeq lists its product as uncharacterized. Lineage: Eukaryota; Fungi; Ascomycota; Eurotiomycetes; Eurotiales; Aspergillaceae. The record is from RefSeq and is a predicted model, not a curated record. Bases 42 to 224 code for a protein of 60 amino acids. The transcript is spliced from 2 exons.
ACCUGGAGGUCUGGAAGGGGAACCUGAUCGAACUCAGCCUCAUGAAUUUGCUUCCAGGUGCCUCGCGCACAUCCAGGACGACCGUCAAUACGUCAGGGCCAGCAUCAACCGACCCAGUAGCACUAUCAGAGUCUGCUCAUAGUUCCGACAAAAAGACAGAAGCCUGUCUGAUCAAACCCCAUGCCUUAUUAACUACCAACUCGAGAGCAAGGCAUGCGUUGUGAGUCAUUUCGGUACAGAACAAGAUGGUGACUGGGUCAAUCCCGCGUGGGAGCCCAUGCAUUUGCUACCAGCCAUCGGAAAGACAGAACACGACAAGAUUGGUAGAAGAGAAGAAGGGAAAAUAGGACGAUAAGCAAAAGAAAAGAAAAAGUCACUCUGUACCUCCCAACAGGCAGCUCCAUCCGCGAGAUCCAGGCCAUUAUCAAGCGGACAGCAAUGAAUGAAAUAUAUACAAGACUUGGUCAACUCGCCACGAAGCGAAAGCCAGACGGUCAGCUCAACGCCGUCGGGCAAGGGAUGACCAUAACAGAUGAAAUGCCGAGGUCGGCUGAUAGGUACGGAGGGAAUCAACAUAUAGCCAAGGGUAGAGGCAUAGAUCUAUACAGGGAUAUACGGAUCAUGAAACACCGACAGAGUAUACGAAACAAAACAAAAAAAAAAAAAAAAAAAAAAAAAAAAAAAAAAAAAAAAAA